Messenger RNA from Pelagomonas calceolata, 832 nucleotides. The record is from the annotation of a GenBank genome assembly. Lineage: Eukaryota; Pelagophyceae; Pelagomonadales; Pelagomonadaceae.
AUGCCGCGGGUGUGGAAGCCCGCGGCGGACGAUCAGCACAUCUUCGACGCCCUGCCAAUGCCGGAGGGGGACGUCUUCCUCAGCGACGACGAGCUCCUCAUGGAGAUGGACGGCGUGGCGACGCGCGCCGCGCUCAACGCGGCGCUCGGUCCCACCGCGAGGACAAGGGUGACCUUUGAUGCCGAGGGUCGGUACUGGCGGAAGUCGUACGAAAUUGAUAAGGAGCCGCGGUGCAUCUACUUCUUGCCAGCCGUGCAGAACCCGCGCGCGCGCUCGAGGAGUACCCGAUGGCGUCGAGCCGCCGUUCCCGCGACCAGAGGAGAAGUUCCAGUGCAAGAGGAAGCAGCCGCCCCGAGCGCCGCGCAAGCCGUCGAAGACGACGGCGCGGUCCGGCGAGAAGCGCCCGACGUCCGCGCGGCCUAGGAUGUACACGACGCCCGGCGAGAAGGUCACGCGCGUGGAUCCGGUUGAUGAUGCUGAGCUGCUCGUGCCGGACGAAGACGUGGUCGACCUCGACGAAGUCGCGCCAGUACCACGGCCCGUGACACGACGAGAUUUAAUGGCCCUAGAGCAGCGCGCCGAAGACGCGCUCGCGGCGUGCGACCGCGCGGAAGCCGCGCGCGCCGCGGCCGUCGCGGCCCACGCGGAGCUACGCGACAGACAGGACGCAGUCUUCGCGAGGAGCGCCACCGACUCGGCAAGACUUAUGCUUCUCUCUCUGGACCGCGAGGCGAACGCGCUCUCCGCGGAGAGAGCGGCACGACGGCGCGACGUUGAUCGCCUUAGAGCCAAAUUUUCACAAGAGAAAAGAACGCAUGGAAAAAGACUGUGA